Olea europaea var. sylvestris is the source of this 2235-nucleotide messenger RNA. Its product is annotated as calcium-transporting ATPase 12, plasma membrane-type-like. The transcript has a single exon. Gene Ontology annotation, molecular function: P-type calcium transporter activity. The record is from RefSeq and is a predicted model, not a curated record. NCBI's taxonomy places the organism in Eukaryota, Viridiplantae, Streptophyta, Magnoliopsida, Lamiales, Oleaceae. The coding region runs from base 1 to 2235 and encodes 744 amino acids. Gene Ontology annotation, cellular component: intracellular membrane-bounded organelle.
AUGGCUUCUCCACAACGAAACCCCAAUUCCACAACUCAAAACAUCUCACAAUCCAGCCAAGAACAAUGUCACCAGCGUGACAAGAUCCAUCGUAUUAUACCAGAGAAGGAUGUGAACUCCUUGGGAAAAUACGGUGGUGCUCCCAUGGUUGCCGAUGCUUCCAAUUUUGAUAUUGAAGCAGGGCUUCAGACGGGUACAGCUCUAAAAGCUGGAUUGAAACAAGUCGAUCCCCCAAGUUUCCCCAGCUUCGUGUUGGAGGAGUUCAAAAGUGCUACCUUGCUUCCGCUCUUCGUCUCUGCUGUAAUUUGCUUCAUUGCAGGGAUUGUCUCGAAAAACCCUGAUUAUGGCUGGACUGAGGGUGUUGACAUACUGGUUAACAUUCUCAUUCUUGUCUUUCUACCUUCUAUUCAGAAAUACUGUACUGCAAGAAAAGAUGCGAAGAAAAUCAAGUCACUAAAGGUGACAGUAAUAAGAGAUGGGGAGUAUCAAGAUUUGGCUGUCCCGGAGGUGGUGGAGGGUGAUUCAGUUGUCUUAAAGGUGGGAGAUGUCGUUCCCGGCGACGGCUUGCUUGUGUCUGGGAAUGAAUUAGUGAUUGAUGAUAAGUUGGAUUUCCUUAUUGAUGGUAUUAACAAUCCAUUUCUCUUUUCUGGUUCAAAAGUUGUCGAGGGACGAGGCCGCAUGAUCGUUGUGUCUACUGGUUCUAGUACAUCUCUAGGUAAGAUGAUGCUCUUGAAGAACCGCAAUCCAUUUGAAGAAGAACCCUUGUUCCAGGCUCACAUGAAGGAACUUAACAGGACCAUGGAUUAUAUUGUCAUGUUCAUCUACAUCGUGCUUGCUUUGGUCUUAUUUUUCCAGCUCCUUUACACAAGAAACCACCACAAGGACGACCAGAAGAGUGUUCGACCACCCAACUUGAACAAUAAAGUGUCAGCCGAAUUUGUAGAAACUUUGUUCAAGAAGAUCUUGUUGAGAUCGAGAGGUAAAAUCAUCCUUCUGAUCUAUUCACUUACUAUAGUUGAUCUGGGUUUGCAGGGUAUUUUACCUCCGACUAUUUCAGCUUCUCUGAUAUGCUGGAAUAGGAAUCUGAAAAAGAAGCAUCAGAUUCACCAUAAGAAUUUGUAUGCUUGUGGUACCAUGGGAUUGACAAAAAUCAUCGUAAUUGAUGUAUCCAGUGAAUUACUUGUGCCUCAAUGCCCUCGAGAAGCUGCAAAAGAUCUUCAGGAUAAAGGAGUUUCCAUCGUAUUGGUGUCAAGGGAUGAUGAGAAUUUCGUAAGAGCCAUAGCUGACAAGAUCGGAAUACUGCAUACUUCCAGAGAUUUGGUGGUUAAUGGAGAGGAAUUCGACCGAGGUGAUAUCCCAAGGAAUAACAUAAUUUCCAUAAGGAUUAUGUACAAAUCCCAACCAAAGCACACUUUCCUCCUUGUGAAGGCCCUGAGAGAAAAUGGGCACGUGGUUGCUUAUUUGGGGGGCUUGGCAACCCUAGACACUCCAGCUUUGAAGGAAGCAGAUGUUGGAAUUAUUGAAGAACAUAAUAGCUGCGGAUUGGCCAAAGAAUCUUCGGAUUUCACAGUAAAAGGAGAAGGAUCUUUGCUACCACUUCUGACAGUUGGAAGAUUUGUUUAUUCUAAUGUGGGCUCAUUCAUUGAAGCUCUCCACACAACAAGCAUUUGCAUUUUGUUCAUGGCCUUCAUUUUAGAGCCAUUUCAUCUCAUCUGGGUGAAUGCUGUGAUUCAUAUCCUUGGUUUUUCAAUGAUUUUGAUGGAGCUACCCAAGAAAAGAACUAUAUCGCUCAAGGCGAAGGUCAUGUGCCCGAACAUUGCGCGUAAGGUCUUGUGCCAGGUUCUUCUUCUGCUGAGUUUAGGGUUUAUUCCAAAACCGAUACUGGGCUCGAACGAGGAUAUUCAGGAAGUUAUGACACUGAAUAUUUUCACCAUGUUCCAGGUUUUCUACAUGUUCCAGAUCAUGGAAUUUUCAGAUAUAGAAGUUCUUAAAGUUGCUGUUAGGAACUACAGUUUUUUAGCAACAGUUGGAAUUACGAUGGUCUUCCAUGGAAUUAUCAUAAAUUGCACUGAGAACUUGAGUUUUCUGAAUUGGACAGUCUGUUUCCUGCUUGUGUUGCUUUUGUGGGUUCUCGAUUCGACUCUGAAGUUCGUCGCAGAAGCACUUUACAGACUAUAUGAUCAAAUUCAAAUUUGUAUUGCAGUAAUUUUAGUGUUGUAUUUUAUAAUAUUGUAA